CAAAAAUAUGUGUACUAAUAGUGCUUGUAUAAUAAAAUUUUAGUUCUGUCAUUUAUUACUUAUAUGAAUUCCAAUGACAUACUGCAGUUUUUGUUUUCUAUAAUACAAUUUUAUUGUGAAUGUUUAUUCUCCUAGAUGUUUUAUUAACUCAAAUCAAGAUGAAUUCAAAUAAUAGAAGCAACUUGCGUGGCACAGCAACAUUUCCCCGUCAUGGAAGCUCUCACCAAGGAAGACUUGGACAUAAUUCUCGUUGGCAUGUAAAUCAUGUUCCUUUCUCUAAGGAAUACCAGCAAGGUUAUAAUCAAGGGAAUUCUGAAAGAGAUAAAGAUUUGUUCGGGUACCCUAAACCUAAUGGUAUCCCCAAUCAAACUUUUCCUAUGGAGGCAACUAAUGCUGAUGUUCGUCAACUGCCUCCUCCAAUGAUAAUUCCUUCAAGAACUCAGGUUCCAGAGAGCUCUGUACAGUUACUUAAUGGUCCAAUGCUCAAUUUAAAUCCUGGAUUAUUAACUCCUAUAGAGAAUACUGAGUACCCACAACGUUCUAAUUCUCUGAUGCCUGAAAUGAGACAUACACCAGUGCAACAGCACAGCUCUUCUACAUUCUAUAGACCAAAUGCACAAGAAGAUAGCAGAAAGGAUAUAUGUGCACAGAGUGAAAGCCCAAGUAGAAAAAGACGUAGGAUUGUACAAACCUCACAAACUCAGAAUGGAAUUCCUCUUCCUGCCCAUCAUCAGAGUCCGUGGGAGCCUCAACGAAAUCAUCAGAGACCACUUCCUCGUAACAGUGUGCCAAUAAGGAGAAGUACCCGUUACUCUCGGGAAUGGACCCAGGAAAAUCAUACCUUACCUCGAAUGCAGCAUCCGCCAACAUUUACUCCAGCUCAUCCUAGCACAUCGCACCAUCAGCCACCUAUGAUGAUGGAUUUGACCCAGGUUGUCAAUCCAAGUGUUUCUGUACCUGUGUCCUUGCCAUUACCUCUUUACUCAAGUGGACCAACUGCACCUCAUAUACCACCGUGUCAAGUGCAUAGCAUUUAUUGUACAACUUCUCCUCAGCACACUUGUCAGCUGAAUAACUUUGGAAACUGUAUGAAUCAUCAUACACCAAACCAUCAUCAUCAUCACCAUCAUACCAGCUCUGUUUUGUUCCCAUCAUUAGCUCAUGUUCACUAUUCAGCGCAUAUUACACCACGCCACGAGCCUAUCGAAAUUGAUAUAAUUAUGGAUCAUCAUCAUAGACCGCCAACUCAUCAGGCUACCAUUUUACAAGUACCUACUCCAUCCAGCAUUUUUAUUUCAGAGGUUCCUCGAAGGACUAGUGCUCGAAGAUGGAAUCGUCCAUUUCCUCCAGCCCCAUCUCCGUUUCCAGGAUGGCUUCAUAUUUUGGCAAUGUUUUCUAAUCCUCCUUUGUCUCCAUACAGUCAGGAAGUGGGCGAGACUCAUCACCCUCCUGAAAAUUAUGAAGAAUUCUUGAAUAUUGCUGAUAGGCUUGGUGAUGUUAAGCCUAGAGGAUUGAAUAAAGCUGAAAUAGACCAGCUACCCUCUUUCAAGUUCAAUGCUGGUGACCAGGAGGGUGAUCAAACUUCUUGUGUAAUAUGUUUAUGCGACUUUGAAACUCGCCAAAUUUUAAGAGGUUUGCCUUGUUCUCACCAGUUCCAUGCCAAGUGUGUUGAUAAGUGGCUCAAGUCCAAUCCAACUUGCCCCAUCUGCCGUGGAGAUGCUUCAGGAUAUGUCUUGUGCUCUGAGUAAGAACUUUCACCAUUGUGCAUCUUUUAUUUAAAAAAAAAAAAAAAAGUUAAUGAAGUGAAAUAUAUCUGGGGUUUGGCUUUUAAAUAUCAUUUGUCUUGGUGGGGUGUGAUUGUACUUUCCAUUUACAUAAUUCUUCUGGGAAAAGUUUUUUUAUUAAUAAGGCAAAAAAGGAGAGAGCGGGGAAAAAAAAAGUUCUAUUUUGUUGAUAAUUUUCUGCACCCGACUUUUGUAUAUUUAUUAGUUAAUAUUGUUAGUUUAUCCUGCCUAAAAUCAUAUAUAGAAACUAUCUGUUAUUUUUAGAAUUGAAUCAAUUGUUGCUUAUAAAGUUAUUUUUUAAUGUUAAUGUAUUGUUUGUUGAAUUUUUUGAAAUUUUUCAUUAUAUGUUUGCAGUGAAUUUGUUUAUAAUUGAAAAUGUACAUCUUACAUAACUUUUUAAAUAGUUAUUCUUAUUUACAGAUAGUAAUGAUCUCACAAUAACUUAUCUUACAAUAAUGCUGUUUACAUAUUGUUAAAGUUACCAUAAUUCGAAAAUAAUAGUGCCAUUCAUAUCCUGUCCAUUUUUAUUAAAUUAAUUUUGUACCAAAUGUAAAACUCACUUCAUCUUAGUCUUUUAUAUAAGUGAAAUUGGACUAAAAUAUUUUCAACUGUUCGUUAAUUCAUUUUUUGAUACUCAUUUAGAGUAUUUUUUUUUUUAAUUUCACUUCUGUAAAUAUUGUGAUGCUAAUCCCUUUAGUUCAAGGUUUUAAUCUUGUUUAGUCUAUUUCUAAUUGCUUGUACCUGUAUUUUUAAUGGAGUUCCCUGGGUUGUAUCUGUGGUUUAUGUAUUUAACAGCCUUAACAUUUCCAAUAAUUGAAAUUUAAUAUUUCGCUGUUCACAAAUACUUUUUCUAUGAACUUAAAUUAGCUAUGAACUUUUGAGCAUGGGAAGGGAACAUCACUUACCAUUUUAAUUAUGUAAAAUACAAAACUUAUAAAUUAAUCACAUGUAUGACAUAUGUAUAUGUAUAUAUUUUUAUAUGUAUAAUAUAUAUGCACAUAUGUAAGUCAUACUUUUCUUCAUGCUAUUUCACCAAAUAAUUAGAUAAUUAUAUAUAUUAAAUAAGAAAUACAAAGUGUUUUUGUUUUUUUAUUAGUGACAUAUUAAUUAGUUGUUUAGGAUGAGAAAUUAUCUUGUUAGUUAAAUUAGUAAAUUUUUUGGAAUUAUCUGUUCAAUUCUGCUGUUUAAUUUAUGAUUGAAUCUGCGAUUCACUUACACUUCUUUCAUUCUGUAAUUUUAAUAAUUUUCAUCUUUGAAAAUGAUAUUUGCAUAUGUAGUAUGUUUUGAUGCUGUUGAGAUUUGAUUAUCAGUAUCUAUGUGUAAUAUCUUUUAACUCUUUGACUCUACAUAUAGCAUACUUAUAGUUAGGUUGAAAAGUACAAUAACCCUCUAUCAAUUAAUAUGCUUAAGUCACUCAAGUUGUUGAUAGUUACAUCCUAUUCACAGAUUAGUAAAGAGCAACUUGUGUGUAAUUAACAGAAUAGAACCGGUAUAACUUUUGUGAUAAUGUACGUAAUUAGGUUAAAUUGAUAGAUUGUAAAAAUUAUAAGCAUAUCCUUAUUAACUUCUGUGUAACGAAGUUUGUUGAGUAUGAGGGUGGAGGUAUUAAUACAUUUAUAUAUUAUAGAUUGUGUUUUCAUUUUAAGGUGAAGUAAUGAUGGGUUUAUUUUUUCUUCUUUAAACAUUUAAAUUGUAGAUGUUAAGGUAUCCUUGUAUUUAACAUUAAGUGGCUUUACUUUUAUAACACCUUUGCCUUCAUUGUUAACAUUCUCUGUAUAUCAAGUUUUUAAGGAGUGUUGCUUUCACAAAAAUAAAAGUUGUGCAUGAUACGUACAUUUUAAUAUAUGGCUUUUAUCAUUGUGUAAAUAAAAGACAUAUGCUUGUCAAUAUGGAUACAUUUAAUAAGAAUGAAUUAAGCAUUUUUAUAGGAUAUAUGUAUGUACAUGAAGCUGUAUUGCACUUGCUAAAUAAAUCUACGUGUGCCAACACUACUGUGGAAGACAAGAAUUGUAUAAUUUGUCCUCAUAUAGGUAUUUGUAAAUACAAUGAGAGAUAUAUAGUAAUCAUUGAUUUAUUACUUGAUAAUUAAUAUUUCUAGCUUUUAUAUUGUGACUUUGUAUGCUGUUUCGAUAAUUGUUAUAUGAUAGCAAAAUUUUAGAUAUUAGGUUAGGUUGUUUUUUCUAUUUAUUUGUUUUUUCAUUAAUUUUGUUUAUUGUAGGGGUUAUAAUGUACAUUUUCUAAGGACUGAGGCACUUAAUCCUUUAUUUCUAGUUAUUAAUUUUUAGUCUGCUUUGAGGGUAUUUUUUUCUUGUAUAACAGCUUAAAAGACAUCAGGGUGUUGUUCCAUCUGGUAUAAAUGCUCAAUGUAAUGUUAAGCAUAAAUUUAUCCUAAUUGCACUGUAUUAGUAACUUUAGAUAUCAGGGAAUAACCUGCUUUCGUCAUCGUGAUAAAAAUGACUUUAUUUAGAUUUGAUAGUUUUAAGUUUUGCGUAUUUUAUGUAUGUGUUAUGUUCUUAGUUUCAAUCAUAGCUUUAUUACACUUAAUGCUUUAUUAUUUAGUAUAAUAUGAACUGAACUAAUGUUUAUUAGGCUUUUGAUGUAUUUUAUAUUAUUUACAUGUUGUAUUUUUGUUUUUUUUUUAUUCGAGACAAUCAUUUUAUCGAACUUAAGAGAAUAUUAACCAUAUAGAUGUUUAAAUUUCUUCGAUUGAAAUCACAUGAAUUAAAGUAAGAGAUAUGGUUUGUAUCUUUCAUUGAAAAAGUUACCUAGUUGUUGAGUGGCAUGUUUUAAGUAAAAUUCUAUUUAUGGAAAUUUACGGCAUUUUGAAAAAUUUAACAAAAAAAAAAAAAAGUUAAAUUUUUUUUUUUAUAGAUGUUGCAAAAAAUGAAAAACAUCAAGAAUUAUGAUAUUUUUGUAGAAGUUAUCUAUAAUAAUAGGCAAAUUUAAACUACUGGCAUACAUCUCUUGAAGUAUGACAACCACCUUCCAUUAAGAUCUGCUUUAAUUUAAUAUAUAUAAAACAUGAAGUGCUUGUGAUUAGUUAAAAAAUUAUAAGACAUCGUGAUUAGCAAUAUAAUGCCUUAGUGUUUCUUUCCCACAUUUUCAAAAUGCCUUAUAUAUUUAUAGGAAGGUGUUUAUAAAAAUAUGUGCCUCUUAAAUGAAAUUCAUAGUCCAUUAAAUUUAUAUGAUUAUCUAAGAAAUAAUUAGUUUUAUCUAUGUACCACUUCUAUUACUAUUGCUAAUUAUCGUUUGCAAUUUUUUCAUUUUUUUUAUGCUUAUGGAUUUUAUAGAUUAAAAUGAUUAUUUUAAUUUUUUAAUGUACUUUGCACUAAAUUAAAAAUAAAAUAAAAACGAUCUUCUUUACAGUUGCAGUUUACUUUAAUUUUUUGUUGAAGUAAAGUUUCAUUUAAUAUACAUUUGAAUCUCUUAAUAAUCUUUAUUAUUAAACCAAUUUUAUCUGUUCUCUAGUCCUCCAUUAUUGUAACCGUAUACCUCAUCAUUAGUUUUCUUCGUUAAAAAAAAAAAAAGUCUACUCAUAAAUAUUAAAUAAUAUUCUUCUUCAUAACUUUUAAUCAAAAUUUGUGUGUGUCAAGUAUAUAGUACAAAAAUAUGCCUCUAUAUAUUGUAAUGCCACUGAAACUUGUGGACUCAAUUGUUAUUUUCUACUUAGAGAUAUAUAAUAUAUAUAUAUAUAUAUAUGAUUGCUUUAAAAAAUGAAUAAUGUUAUUGCAUGUAAUAAAAAUUCUUUCAGUGAUAUGCACAAUUAUUUCUUGCAGAGCUAAAUAGCAAUAUUAAUACUAGUAAGAAUUAGAAAUAGCAGUAGAGUGCUUAUGUUUAUAGAGAAAAAAAAUGACUAAUAAAUUGUUUAUGUGGCUUGUUUUCAUUGUAAA
Nezara viridula (southern green stink bug) is the source of this 5674-nucleotide messenger RNA. The record is from the annotation of a GenBank genome assembly. Lineage: Eukaryota; Metazoa; Arthropoda; Insecta; Hemiptera; Pentatomidae.